UUCCGUGAAACACAUCGAAACUGGUUAAGGACAGCAGGCAGAUAGCCGAAACGAUUGGCCAUGCUCCGGAUAUUGCGUGCCAUCAAGUGUUUACUCUUUAACUGGUUUUUGUUGUUUACUCAUUUACUGUCUAAAUUUGUUCAAGUGUAAUCGGAUUCAUGAAGACACAAAUAGUUUGAAGUGUUCGAUCGAGAUAAUUUAUCGAACAUGAAUGAAACUGAAACCGACGCAAAAAUUUCCUCUGUGGUUUAUGAGAAGUUGAGUUUGAACGUUAGUUUUGAGUUCUGUGACGAGAAUGUCGAAAAUUUGAAUGAGUUUAAUUUAAAGCUGUGCCUGAAUAGUGAUUUGCAUGGAAGGACUCGACAGCCCGCCGGUGGCAAUGGAUCCUUGGCACCUUUGGAAUACCCGGUGGAUUCAUCAUUGUUUAUGGAUUGGGGUUACAUGAUCGGUGAUUUUCUUACCUUCUACUACACUCCGGCAUUGGUCGUGGUAGGAAGCAUUGGGAACAUCCUUUCGGUGCUGGUGUUUUUCAACACCAAACUGAGGAAAUUGUCCUCUUCCUACUAUCUGGCUGCGCUUGGGAUUAGUGACACGUGUUUUUUGCUCGGCCUAUUCGUUACGUGGUUAAGUUUCUUUCAAGUGCACAUCUACACGCGGGAAGUGUACUGCCAAAUGUUUACGUUUUCCAGCGGAUUGAGCAGUUUCCUAUCGGUGUGGUAUGUUGUGGCGUUCACUUUCGAGCGAUUUAUCGUGGUUUUAUACCCGCUGAAGCGCCAAAGCUGGUGUACGGUGCGCCGAGCCAAGCUAGUAAUCAUCAGUUUGACUCUGCUGGGAGGAAUACAUAGUGCUCCGUAUAUCCUGUUUGCGGGGCCUCAGUUUUCCGAGAGAAAUAAUUCCACCAUAUGCGACGUACGAGAAGAGUACAAGCCCCAGAUGAUAAUUUUCAAUUACAUCGACACUGUAAUCGUAUUUCUAGUGCCAUUUACUAUCAUCCUAGUGCUGAACUCCAUAACGAGUUUUACGGUGUGGCGAGUAGCAGGAUUGCGAAGAAAUAUGACGCUAAUACGCCGCAAAUCAUCCAACCUAGACGUUAGAAGACAGCUCAGCUUGCAAAGGACCUGUCCCCAUCCGAACGGACGGAACAACGUGCUCCAGCAGAGACCCGGAAUCAACCGCAUCGUGAACUCCCAGAUGAAGGUCACAAAAAUGCUGUUGAUUGUAUCUUCUGUCUUUGUCUGUCUGAACCUACCGAGCUAUCUGAUGCGAGUACGCGCUUUCAUCGAGGCCGAACCGUCCAAUUUGACUAUACUGAUUCAGUACUAUUGUUACCUGUUCUUCAUCACGAAUUUCGGGAUUAAUUUUAUUCUGUAUUGUAUAAGUGGUCAAAAUUUUAGGAAAGCUGUGAUAGAAAUGUUCAACCGGAUAAGGCGCGCCAAGAUGAAUACGGAGCACCUUAGUGGUGGGACUCAAACCGAAAUAUUCCGAAGUUCCGGUUCACUGCGACCACUCAAACGGAUUAACACGGCCCAACAGCGUUCGGUGAUGGGUUCUUGGAGGGAGCUUUCGGAUUAUCCAUCAUCGUUCGGCCAUUCAUGACGGAGAAGGUCACAGAUGCGCCACAACCAACAGACACAAUGCCAACAAAGCACCGACCAGCAUCAGCAGAGGCUAUAGCAAAACUAUCAUCUGGAAAUGGAAUAUGUACGUGCGGUUCGCACUCGGACGUGUGACCUGCUUUCAUGCUUCAGCGCAUCGUCAACAUGCAUAUUGAACAGCUUGCUUAUCUAAAGUGGCUAUUUUCAAUGGGAAAUCCAUAUCAAGAACAGCCCACACAAGAUUAUUUUCGUCAAAUUAAAAAAUGGCAACAAUUGUGUUAUAUA
Malaya genurostris is the source of this 1880-nucleotide messenger RNA. RefSeq names its product growth hormone secretagogue receptor type 1-like. Gene Ontology annotation, cellular component: plasma membrane. Gene Ontology annotation, molecular function: G protein-coupled receptor activity. Lineage: Eukaryota; Metazoa; Arthropoda; Insecta; Diptera; Culicidae. The coding region runs from base 208 to 1596 and encodes 462 amino acids. The record is from RefSeq and is a predicted model, not a curated record. Gene Ontology annotation, biological process: G protein-coupled receptor signaling pathway. The transcript is spliced from 7 exons.